AUGCUCCGUGCCUGCACCCGUGGGCAUUGCCGUCAGUGUCAACACAAGCAUCAUACCCUGCUGCAUCCAGUGAAAGUGAACAGUGCGCCUAUUCCGAAUAAUCCACACCAACAACAACAGCCACAUGCCCAGGACACGACCACACCUACCAACCAGAGAAGUGCACAAUCAAGCUCAUACCCAGUAUCACUGCUAUCAAACCCACCACACACCACAGAUCCCCUCUUCAACACACAUGCAUUACCAAUAAACACCUACACCUCAAUUCAUCAAGUCCUUUUGUCAACCGCCUUGGCGCGCGUUACUGAUCAACAUGGAAAUUCUUUGCUGGCAAGAGCACUUCUUGACUCGUGCUCAGAAUAUUGGUUUAUGACUACAAAUCUUUAUAAAAAAUUGGAGCUGGUUGAAGCCUCUAGCUUCCUGUCCGUUGCUGGUAUUGGAGGUUCGGUGGCAAGAUCCAACAAAAGAGUUCACGCCACUAUUCUGCCUGGACUGGACGCGGACGGCCCGACACUUCAGCAGACUGUGUUCGGUUGGGUUAUCUCUGGCCGGGUACCCAACAGUCAUCAGGUUGUUCCAAAAUCUGUUGCCCAUCCAUGCUCAAAUGUUGAGCUUCGAGAGACAUUGACAAGAUUUUGGGAAUUAGAAUCCUGCAUUUCCAAAAGCUUGUUGUCUGUAGAAGAAUCUGCGUGCGAGGAGUUUUACAAUGAAACCACUUUCCGAGAUGAUGAUCAACGCUACGUUGUUUCAUUGCCCAAGAAAGGAUACCUUAUCGAAAAACUUGGAGAUUCACGAGCCACAGCACUUCGGAGGCUCGAAGGUCUGGAGCGACGUUUUGUGAGGGACUCGGCGUUAAAGCAGCAGUAUUGUGCCUUUAUUCGGGAAUAUAUCGACAUGGGUCACAUGAUUGAGGUAUCAGAAGAACCGAACCAGCUGGCAUACUAUAUGCCCCAUCAUCCUGUACAGAAACCCGACAGCACCACCACCAAGUUGAGGGUAGUCUUUGAUGCGUCGUGCCGAACGUCGACAGGGAUUUCUCUAAAUGAUGCACUUAUGGUCGGCCCAGUAGUACAGGACGACCUGCUGACUACGGUUACCUACGGAACUGCUACGGCUCCUUAUCCAGCAGCAGCAGCAGCAGCAGCAGCAGUGAUCAAGAAGGACGUGUAUGUCGAUGAUCUGAUGACAGGAACUGAUGAUCCAGAAGAGCGUGUCCAGCUAGUGUCAGCAAUCAACAUUUUGACUAACUCAGCCGGAUUCGUUCUCCGAAAGUACUGUUCUAAUAGUCCUGAAGUAUUAUCGAAUAUCCCUUCAGAGCUGCGAGACGAAAGAACAACACUUGAGGUUGAUUAA
Molecule: messenger RNA, 1353 nt
Organism: Uranotaenia lowii
Lineage: Eukaryota; Metazoa; Arthropoda; Insecta; Diptera; Culicidae
Exons: 3
Coding region: 1-1353 (450 amino acids)
Source: RefSeq, a predicted model, not a curated record